AUGUCCUACUACCAACCCAUGAUCAACGUUUUCCGCCCACAACUCACACAAAACCUCCCGGCGUACCGGUACGAGACGCUGGAAAGCCUCACACGUGACGUCCACAUCAAGGCCAUUCACUCCCACAAUGACUACUGGAGAAAAAGACCGCUUUUGGAUGCCUUGCUGUGGGGUGUAGUCAGUGUGGAAGGAGACAUCUGGCACUUUGAAAAGGGGUACACUGUCAGCGACACGGUCACGGAGACCACCCAGGAAUUCAAAAAAGACGAGAUCUACGUCGGCCACAACCAGGUGUACCUUGAGCUGAGAAACACCUUGAACGCUUUGUAUUUGGAUCCGUUGUACUACUUCUUGGACGGCGCCAAUAAGAAGUUUUCCGAGCCGAUUUUGGAGAAAACGGACUCCAAGUUUUCUGUGUUCUACGACGCCCCGGAGGUGCCGUUGUUGUUCUGGUUGGACUUGAAGACCGAGGGCCACGAGCUCUACUCUAAAUUGAAGCCGUACCUCGAGAAAUUCAUUGAAAAGGACUACUUGGCUCACUACAAUGGCGAACACGUGGCAGGUCCGGUGGUGCUUACGUUGACGGGAGACGUGCCUUGGGACGUGAUUGACCAGGAAUCGGUCUCUGGGGAGAACCGCUAUGUCUACGCUGAUUGUCCCUUGCAGAAGUUCAUGGAAGCCUCUGCCGAUGAUUGGACACGCUACGAACGUUCCUGUAAAAUCGCCAGUGCUUCUCUUGAACAAUUGCUCGGAAAGGAUCUCUAUACCCUGGCUGUUCGUGGUUCGUUGACCAAGGAGCACCAGAAGAAGCUCAAGGGGUACUUUGACAAGGCGCACGAGCAUGGCCUCAAGACGAGGAUCUGGGGCGGUGUGGAUUGGCCGAUCUACGUGAGAAACUCCCACUGGAGGACGCUUUGGGAGCUUGGCUGUGAUUUGAUCAAUGCUGAUGAUUUGCGUGCCGCAGCCACGUUGUUCUGA
Molecule: messenger RNA, 978 nt
Organism: Candidozyma duobushaemuli
Lineage: Eukaryota; Fungi; Ascomycota; Pichiomycetes; Serinales; Metschnikowiaceae
Exons: 1
Coding region: 1-978 (325 amino acids)
Biological process (GO): lipid metabolic process
Molecular function (GO): phosphoric diester hydrolase activity
Source: RefSeq, a predicted model, not a curated record